AUGACAUCCCGUUACAACGUGCUGUCAAUUGGGGCUCAUCCCAACCUUGCCUUUUACAACUGGCGGUUGUUCAGCUCCAAAACGUGUGAUCUCACGGUGGUCAGUCCGUCCGCAAAAUCCAAUAACACGUUCCAGUGGAGUUCUGCGCAAUUCGGCAAUUCCAGGUACUCGCUGACAACGGUAUACGAGUCUCUCGAUCCGUAUUUAUCCAGCACAGACUUCUCCAGAACCAAGAUCGACUACAUAUUCGUUUCUGCCACGUCGUUGCAGGAUCUUUCUUUGGUGUCCGCCAAGCUGGCCAAGGUGUUCGUGGCACAGCUCUCCGUCGGCGCAGUUCCCGCGAUUAUCGUCGAGUCCACGAACUUCGUCAAUUUGGAGCCGUUUGUCAAGCUGUCAAUGCAACUCGAGGCAGACGUCCCAGUGCUGUCCAUCAUGUCCGACUACGAUAUCCGUCUUGUGGGAAACAAUAACUACCACGUGUACAAAAGCAAAAAGGAAAGUGAUUUGCUCUACGUCGGCCGUAGUGGUACCGAGGAUGAAUACACAAAAACCGACAUCAAACUCAUCAACGAGAUAUCGGACCUCUUCGAGAGCGCCGGGAUUGACGUUUACAAGCUCAGCACCCCGGUUGAGUUCUUGUCGUACCAAUGGAAAUUUGCACUUCCUAAAAUAACUAUUGAGCCGUUGUCCAUAUUAUUCGAAAAACCGUUCCCUGAUCAGCUCCAAGAACAAAUUUUGGCAAAACCUCUGAUCUCGGGGUUGAUCAAGGAGAUCAUCAGCGUCAUCAAAACCAUGGGAUGCAAGCUUUUUAAGAGUUAUGACAGCGAGUCCUCCAUGCUCCAAAGAUUGAGCCAAUUAUACCCGGUCGUUGACCUAAGCCCCGAUUAUUCAGAGGCCCCGAAACUGUUUUACGACUUCUACAACCAGAAUGAGAUAUACCUGGACCUUCUUGUGCUGCAACCUAUUCUGAUUGCGGAUGACUUCCACAUUAAAACCCCAUACUUGGAAUUCUUGUACGCCAUGAUGACGCAAGCAUGCAACAGCAAUGUCUCCACUUUAGAGCACCCAACGUCGAUAUUCUGGUUGCGCAAAAACGCUGAAAAUAUCAGACACCUGAAACUUCAACAGGAUGAGCUUUCAGUGAAAAACGCCUUGAAGGAGAAGGAGAUUGCGGAAUCGGCAAACAGAUUAGCCCAACCCGCAAUUCAGCCUUCCUCAGUCCAUCCAUCUCCCCCAGCCUCCCAGGCGGACAACUAUGCAUUCAACUUUGAAAAUAAGGAGUACAACCAGCCCAAUAACCAGAGAUCAUACACCACGAAUCUACAACCUGCUAUGGCAGCCAACGGUCAAUACGUCAACGGAACCGUUGUUCAGGAUCAGAGCAUGGAUGCUGAUCUUGAAGAGCUCUCUGAAAUGGCCCGUGCGUAUGUGAUCUCCGACCAGACGCAAAACCCUCAAGCACCAACUGGCAGCUACCAAGCAAAACCGACUCCGAACAUUUUUGCUCAACAGCGGGAAGCUCAGCAGGUCCAGCCGCAACCCCAGCCUCAGACUCAGCCUGCACAACAGUACCAACAGUAUUUGCCUCCGCAGCAGCAGAAUCCAGCACAGCUUGCUCAACCUGUUAGUGGUCCUCAAGUGCAACAACAAUAUACCGCUCCUCCUGCAGGCACAGAGUACUACAACGACUCGUCUUCCCCAUCUUACAUGCCCCAACAGGGAUUGCCUCACGGGCUCCCAUCCCAAGGAUUGUCUAGCCAGCAGCAAAUUUUGACGCAGACAGCACCUCCUGCGCCUGUCAGAAGGCAACCAGUACCAAUGUCUUACACACAGGACAACUUAUCGAUGAUAUCCGGAAUGAAUGGCCACCAAUCCACGUACGAGGGACAAGAUUGCUACGGGCAAAUGGCCAGGCAGCAGAGCAGACAAUUUAAGCCUACGUCCAGAAAGAACCGCAAGUCCACAAACAUACUAAGUGGUGUUGCGCUCGGGAACGACACCAGGGGUAUGCCAUCAAGACAGUCCAUGAUGCUCGGGCCUUCUCAGAACCCCGGCAUGAACAACAUGCAGCAGCCAUAUCCUAUGAGACAAAGCUCCUCGGGCACUUUGAAUCAAAUGACGAGGAGGAGCCAGACGUCCAAUGGCUUAGGCAUCAAUGGGCCAUACAAGCAGCCAAAACCGCAGCAUCAACAGCCUGCUCCUCCUCAGAAACAACCUCAGCCAUUUGCUCCGCAGGAGCUUGCACAAGCUCCUAGAGCAUACCCUGUUCCUGCUGUCACUGCAGAGGCUGCUCCCCAGGGCGGGUCUGGCUCUGGUUCGGCCUCUGUUUCGGGUUCCGGCUCCGAAUCCAGUCUGCCUGCUCCAUCUCAGGCAAACAACCUGCUUCCGGUGCCAGAGGCGACACCGGCUCCAAACACUCCAGCAUUUACUCCUCCGACGACGUCGGAAUCAAAGACUACCGAAAAAAAGAAGAAGAAGAGGGGUUUCUUCGGCAGGAAGAAGUGA
Messenger RNA from Ogataea haglerorum, 2505 nucleotides. RefSeq lists its product as uncharacterized. Lineage: Eukaryota; Fungi; Ascomycota; Pichiomycetes; Pichiales; Pichiaceae. The record is from RefSeq and is a predicted model, not a curated record. Gene Ontology annotation, molecular function: oxidoreductase activity. The transcript has a single exon. Gene Ontology annotation, cellular component: cytoplasm. Bases 1 to 2505 code for a protein of 834 amino acids.